AUGGCUACUUCUUCGGCCCACCAUUUCUUCCUCCUCUCAGUACUUGUUCUUUCAUUCUUGUCUUCAUCAGUUGCAUUGAAGCGCACUAAACCACAUGCCUUCAUCCUUCCAAUUGUGAAAGACACAUCAACCCUUCAGUACUCUACUUCUAUCGACAUGGGAACUCCCCCAGUCAGCAUAGACCUAGUCAUUGAUAUCAGCGAACGUUUCCUAUGGUUCGAGUGUGGCAAAGACUACAAUUCCUCAACCUACAAACCUGUCCAUUGCGGCACAAGGAAAUGCAAGAAAGCCAAAGGCAGAGAUUGCAUUACAUGUACCAAUCAUCCUCUUAAAACAGGAUGCACAAACAACACUUGCGGUCUUGAACCAUUUAACCCCUUCGGUGAGUUCUUUGUAAGCGGAGACAUGGGUGAGGAUAUAUUGUCAUCUGUGUAUUCAACAGAUGGUGCAAGAGCACUUUCCAAUACAUUUGUGCCACACUUCCUUUCUUCAUGUGUAUACCCAGAUAAAUUUGGGGUUCAGGGCUUUCUUCAAGGCCUGGCCAAGGGUAAUAAAGGGGUGCUAGGCCUUGCAAGGACUGCUAUUUCAUUACCUACACAACUCACAACUAAAUAUAAGCUUCAUCACAAGUUUGCCCUUUGUUUGCCUUCAACUUCAAGAGAGAAUGGACUUGGGGAUCUGUUUGUUGGUGGUGGACCUUAUUAUAUGUCUCCUCUUGAUGCUUCUAAGUUUCUUGUCUACACACCACUCAUUGUGAACCCCCAUAGCACAGGUCCAAUCUUUGAUGAUGAUCCUUCCACUGAGUACUUUAUUGAUGUGAAGUCAAUCCAGGUUGACGGCAAAGUUGUCAACUUUCCUACCUCCCUUCUGUCUAUUAACAAAAGGGGUGAUGGGGGUACCAAACUUAGUACCGUAAUUCCUUACACGAAAUUACACACUUUGAUAUACCAGCCACUUGUGAAUGAUUUUGUCAAGAAAGCAGCUAUUGGAAAAAUAAAGAGAGUGGCAGCAGUGGCACCAUUUGGGGCGUGCUUCGAUUCAAGAACCAUUGGCAAGACCAUCACUGGACCCGCUGUGCCAAUAAUUAAUCUGGUGCUUAAGGGGGGAGUUCAAUGGAGAAUCUAUGGUGCCAAUUCAAUGGUUGAGGUUGCUAAAAAUGUGUUAUGCCUUGGAUUUGUAGAUGGAGGUUUGGAGCCAGGAAGUCCAAUAGCAACUUCAAUUGUUAUUGGUGGGCAUCAGUUUGAGGACAAUCUUUUGGAGUUCGAUCUAGUUUCCUCAAAACUUGGUUUUAGCUCCUCCCUUCUACUCCAUAAUGCAAACUGUUCCCACUUUAGAGCCUAUUAA
Messenger RNA from Gastrolobium bilobum, 1344 nucleotides. Its product is annotated as probable aspartic proteinase GIP2. The record is from RefSeq and is a predicted model, not a curated record. Gene Ontology annotation, biological process: proteolysis. NCBI's taxonomy places the organism in Eukaryota, Viridiplantae, Streptophyta, Magnoliopsida, Fabales, Fabaceae. Gene Ontology annotation, molecular function: aspartic-type endopeptidase activity. The transcript has a single exon. Bases 1 to 1344 code for a protein of 447 amino acids.